Molecule: messenger RNA, 1917 nt
Organism: Macadamia integrifolia
Lineage: Eukaryota; Viridiplantae; Streptophyta; Magnoliopsida; Proteales; Proteaceae
Exons: 3
Coding region: 1-1917 (638 amino acids)
Source: RefSeq, a predicted model, not a curated record
AUGACUGACAAAGCAUUGUCAAUGCUGUUAGAUUUGUUGGGGGAGGUGCUUCCAGAGCCAAAUACAUUGCCAAAGAAUAUGUAUGAAACAAAGAAAAUUAUCAAAGAUUUGGGGCUCAACUGCAAUAAGAUUGAUGCCUACCCAAAUGAUUACAUGUUGUUUCGGAAAGGAGCAGAGAAAGCCACAUCUUGUUAUAAAUGUGGGGCAUCAAGAUAUUCAAGUAAAGGAAAGAAAUUUUCGGCUAAGACAUUACGUCAUUUUCCUUUAAUCCCAAGGUUGCAGAGGUUAUAUAUUUUAUCCAAAACCUCAUUUAAUAUGAGAUGGCAUCAUGAAGAACGUACAAAAGACCAAAGGUUACGACACCCAGCUGACAGUCAAGCAUGGAAGGAGUUUGAUAGAUUGCAUCAACUUUUUAGUGAGGAGCCUCGUAAUAUCAGACUCAGGUUAGCAAGUGAUGGAUUCUACCCAUACAAGUAUAUGAGAUCAACUCAUAGUGUAUGGCCUGUUGUGGUGAUGCCUUAUAAUUUGCCGCCAUGGAUGUGCAUGAAGCCAGACUACUUCAUUCUUACUUUGCUUAUUCCUAGACCAGAACAGCCUGGGAAUGAUAUAGAUCAUAUGCAGUCCUCUCAGGAUGGAGUACUAAAGGUGCUUAUGCUUGUCCAUGUUACAACAGUGAGACUUCCUCAUUGGCUAAAAUAUAGCAAAAAACAUUGUUAUUUGGGCCAUCGUCGAUUCCUUCCACAAGAACAUCGAUUUCGAAGAGACAAAAGGAGUUUUGAUGGCCUUGAGGAACAUAGACUCCAACCAAAGCAACUAUCAGGGAAUGACAUAUUGGAACAUUUACAAUAUGUUGAUUUUCCUCCAUUUGGUAAAGAAAAUAAUAAACAAAGUGGGAAGAAGAAGCAAAGGAGGUUAAAACAGCCAGAGCUUCCAUACAACUGGAAGAAGAAGAGUAUAUUUUUUGACUUGCCAUACUGGAAAGAUAAUCUAGUCCGUCACAAUUUAGAUGUGAUGCAUAUUGAGAAGAACGUCUGUGAUAAUAUCGUUAACACUUUAUUGGAUCAAAAAGAAAAGUCGAAGGAUAACGUGAAUGCACAUUUAGAUUUGAGAGACAUGAAAAUACGAUUAGAUCUUCAACCAAAGGUCAUUGAAGGCAAGAAUAAGUUGUUCAUACCUCCAGCAAGCUACACAAUGUCUACCACUGACAAAGAUUUGUUUUGCGCAGUUUUAAGGGGUGUAAAGGUUCCAGAUGGACUUUGUAGUAAUAUUUCACAGUGUGUGCAAGAACGUAAGAUUAUUGGAAUGAAGAGCCAUGAUUCUCAUAUUAUGAUGCAACAACUUCUUCCAAUUGCAGUGCGUAACAUAUUGCCUAAGAAUGUCAGCAUUGUAUUGAUAGAGGUUAGUGCAUUUUUUCGAGAGUUGUGUAGUAAAUUUGGGAAGGAGGAAGACUUCAAGAGGCUUGGUGAAAGUGUUGUCUUAACACUAUGCAAGAUGGAGAGGAUUUUUCCGCCUACAUUCUUUGAUGUUAUGGUACACCUGAUUGUUCAUUUAGCCCAUGAAGCUAGCUUGGCUGGUCCAGUUCAAUACCGUUGGAUGUAUCCAAUAGAAAGGUUUCUCAAACGAUUGAAAGACUACGUGCGUAACCCUAGUCGGCCAGUGGCAUCUAUAGCAGAAGGAUAUCUUGCAAAUGAGUGUUUGACCUAUUACUCUAGAUACCUUGAAGAUGUGGAAACAAUGUCAACUAGACUACCAAGAAAUGCGGGGUCAACAGAAACAUACGAUCCAUCUUCUAUAUUCUCAAGAGCAAGUAGGCCAAUAGGGAAGUGCGAGAUGAUACGACUCGACAUUAUAGAAAGGGACCAGGCACAUCGGUACGUGCUCAAGAACUCUAAAGGAUUAGAAGAAUAUCGUGAGUAA